ACCCUUUGGGUGACGUCAUUACUGGACGUGUGCGGCGCCCUUCCUUUGAGAGAGUUGUAGUUUGAGUGCAGAUAUAACGUUAGCUUGUAGUUCUAUGCCUCGGCAGCCGAAAUUAGCUGGCUAACUGGCUACCACAUCUGGAUAAAUCAUCACUGUUAUCCACCGUCAUCUGAGAGGAGUCUGUCUUCUGCCGAGAUCAUGGCAGACUUUUCGCUGGCUGAUGCUUUAGGAGAUGACAGUCCUUCCAAAGCAACUAAAACAGGAAACACUAAUCCAUCGGCCCCUGCCAGCAACCCUCCACCUGCAGCAAACCCUGGAUGGCCUGGUUCCGCACCAGGAGCUCCCACCCAGCCCUCUGCUCCAGCUGACUUUGCUGGUGGCCCAGGUGCUCCGGGGCAGUUUCCAUUCCCCUCUGGUCCUGGUGCACCGGGCCAAUACCCAGGGCCUCCUUCAGCACCUGGAGGUUUCCCUCCAGGUCCUGGGAUACCUGGACAAUAUCCUGCACCAGGGGCUCCCGGGCAGUUUCCCUCCAGCCCUGGAGCUCCAGGACAGUUCCCUGGGCAGUACCCACCUGAAGGAGCCCCAGGACAGCUACCCGGAGGACCUGUUCCUUACCCAACCGGACCAUUUCCCUCUGGCCCAGGAGCUCCCCCUGGGCCCUAUCCUAAUGUGCCUUACCCAGGUGGUCACCCAGGAGGAGGCGAUGGGAUGUAUGGUCCAGGAGGUCCAGGUGCAUUCCCCCCUCCUGCUGGACCUGGCUCUUUCCCUGCAUUCCCUGCUGGAGGAUUUCCCCCAAUACCCCCAGGGUCAUGGGGACCACCUGCAGGUGGUGGCUUCCCUCCUGCCCCUGGCCCCUUUGGCCCUGGUCCUGGUCCCAUGGGUCCAUAUGGUGGUCCUGCAGCUCCAGGAGGCAUGCUGAUGGUGCCCUAUGAUCUGCCACUUCAUGCUGGAAUGAUGCCCAGACUUUUGAUCACAAUAGUGGGUGAGCCUGUUCCUGGUGGAGACAGGUUCCAUAUUGACUUCAUGAAAGGUCCAGAUGUUGUGUUUCACUUCAAUCCUCGAUUUAGUGAGCGUACAAUUGUUAGAAACUCCAACCUAGGUGGAUGUUGGGGACCAGAGGAACGAGAAGGACCUUUCCCAUUUGUUCAGGGGCAGCGUUUCGAGCUGAAGAUCCUUGUGGAGGAGGACAUGUUCAAAGUAGCUGUGGAUGGCACCCACCUGCUGGAGUACGAGCACAGAGUGGGAGGACUGGAAGAAGUAACGCUGGUGCGAGUUCACGGAGAUGUCGUCCUCUACAGCGCAGGCCCGAGCAUGAUCUGAAUCUCAGAGCGCUUAAACCACAUGCUGUACAAGAAGCCUAGAUCCAACUUUACCACUGUAUCUGAAAACCCUUUGAAAUACCUUAAUGCAUUUGACAGAAUCUGCAAGGCACAUUUUUCUGCGAGGUGCAAUCUCUGCUCACCUGGCACAUUAAUCACUGAACAGAUGGCAGAUUAACCCAGGUCUGCACAGUAAUCCCUUUCUGUUUUUUACUGGAUGACUUUUCAUUUUAUUGCCCCCCAGUAAUCCCAUAUAUUUUAUGACAUAAGAGUAGGUAAUAGGUAAUGAGUUGAAGUGUAUCUAAAAAAGAAAAAAAAAUAAUUUAUACAGAUUUAAGUAUUAUAGGCCAAGUGGAAUGUGCCAUGUGUCCCAAAAAUGUCCUAUAUUUUCCACUAGUAUGCUGUAUUUCGUUUACAGUACACGUAUGUCAAUGUUAUAUCCUUAAUAUCAGAACCUUAAUAAGCAUUUCCUUGUGCAUGCAAGUGUGAUGCUGAAUAUCCACACAGUCUACUUUUUCAAUGCUGGGUGACCCCAAAGGACUCACUGCUUUGUUAACGAAAAGGCAACUAUGGGAGUUUCUUAAAAAUGUAUUUAUACAGUGAUUACGAGGUCCUCUUUUCUGCAGUAUUAACCCCUGUGUGUUCGCACAAUAGAGGAUCAUACUAUUUUUUCUCAAAUAUGAUUUCAUGUUGAAGUCAAAUGAGUGAAAAAAUGAGGCUCAAAUUAAAGGAAAAUGUCCCGAGGAGAGAAGGGGCCUCGUGUGUUGCCCGUGAUGGAGGCGGUACAGUUUUUUGAAAUGAUGUGCCUAUAAAUAAAGAGGCAACAAACAAAUAAGUUUCAUGAUGUUUCUUUUAGAAAGUUGUGUGCAUUGUAUAAGAUUAAUGCUCAUGUCAAGUUUGUUACUUUUCCCAGCACUGGAGAUGUUAAUAUCCUUGUCAGAGAUCCAGUUUACUUUCACAUUCAGUUCAUAUGGUUUACGGUCAAUGAAUGAUUUCAAUAAUAUAUGCUUCCUGUUGUACUCCUUAACUAACAAACAAGCAGUGGUGGCAUCUGAACUUAGUACUUUUACUCAAGUACAAAUUUAAGGUAUUUGUACUUUACAUGUAUACUUCCAGUUUAUACACCUUCAUGGUUCUACUGUGUUACAUCUGCUGAGAAAAUUAUUGUAAUUUUUACUGCAGUCAUUUUAUCUGGUAACUUAAGUUACUUUUCAAGUUACUUACUUUCAUCUCCUUCCUGUCAAGUAAAAACAUUUUUUAAACUUGUUGAA
This is a messenger RNA of Sphaeramia orbicularis (orbiculate cardinalfish), 2590 nucleotides long. RefSeq names its product lectin, galactoside binding soluble 3a (gene lgals3a). The record is from RefSeq and is a predicted model, not a curated record. NCBI's taxonomy places the organism in Eukaryota, Metazoa, Chordata, Actinopteri, Kurtiformes, Apogonidae. The transcript has 6 exons. Bases 199 to 1320 code for a protein of 373 amino acids. Gene Ontology annotation, molecular function: laminin binding; disaccharide binding; IgE binding. Gene Ontology annotation, cellular component: immunological synapse; nucleus; cytoplasm. Gene Ontology annotation, biological process: negative regulation of extrinsic apoptotic signaling pathway; eosinophil chemotaxis; positive chemotaxis.